Molecule: messenger RNA, 567 nt
Organism: Microthlaspi erraticum
Lineage: Eukaryota; Viridiplantae; Streptophyta; Magnoliopsida; Brassicales; Brassicaceae
Source: the annotation of a GenBank genome assembly
AUGGAUUUCACCAAGACCAGUUCCCUGCGUGCUCUGAUUGAGUUAAAUUUCCAACGCAAUUGGAAAGGCAUCAUUUGGAUGAGUAGAAAAGGAGUUAUAGCCAAAAGAGUGAAGACUGUCCAGACGGCUCUAUCGAGAAUCAGCGCCCAAACCGCGCAGUCCGGCUGGCCGAGGAACGCAUGUUCCGCGCUCGGCCAAAGCUGCGUCCGUCCGACUGAAGUCUCGGCCAAGUCCAAAACCACUCGGCCGAUCACGCAUCACGACCCGGGAAACUCAAGCCCGCGGUCGGCCACGCCACAACUGGCCGCGCCACAACCGCGCACGACCAAAGCGCGCGACCCGGGAAACUAUGCCUCGCGUCCGGCCGAAGAUUUCCAUCGGCCAAUUCCUAUCCGCCCGACCACGCCGGCGAUCGUCAUAACAUCCGGCCCCGACCGUUCCGACUCGGCCAAAGACCCGACUGUCCGGCCGACCGUCCCGCACGACCGUCCGAACGCCGCGGUCGACCCGAAGCCGUUUUUGAAGCCCAAUCCGCACAAUUCAAGCCCAAAGCCGGCGCCGACCUAG